CGGAUGUUUCGGCCCUGGCCAAUAUUCAAAUUCCAAUGUUGACAUUGGCUUUUGUUUUGCCCCCGACUCCAUAUAGAGACAGCGAGGUGACGAGACUAUUGGCGAGAACUCCGAAGAGAAAGCAAGCAUGGAUGACAUCUCAGAGGACGCGACCAUCCUGGCGCUCAGUCCGCUGGACAACCUCAUGGUUCCGUGCUGGGUCAAGCUGCUCUUCUACUUCCCGCUGCCGGUAGACGCCAGCGUGUCCGAGACGUACGAGUUACUACGCAAGGGCCUCUCCAUGGCCGUGACAGACAUGCCCAUCUGCGGGGGCACAGUACAUUUCCGGCCGCAAGACCGCCCCGGGUGGAAGCCGAACCAGCUCGAGGUGCGCAUCCCCAAGGCUGUCGGCAAAAACGGCAUGUUUCCGCUCGAUCUGAAGGACCUGAGAGACCAGCUCUCGUACGAAGACCUCCGGAAGGCGGGCUUUGACCCGGAGCACAUUGACACCGAGCUGCUGAUGACGCGGUCGUGCAACACGAACCUGGCCGCGGGCAUCGAAGCCGUCGCCGCCCAGGCAAAUUUCGUCAAGGGCGGCUGCCUGCUCGGCCUAGCUGUGUGGCACAACGUAGCCGACGCCCAUGGGACCUACAUCUUUGCCAGGGCAUGGGCGUCCCACUGCCGCAAGCUGCAGACCGAGCCGGGGUACGAGGCAGCUUGGAAGGCCAACUUUGCGGGCACGGGCGCGGGCAACGGCAGGGACGACCGGACCGUCCUGGCCGAGAUGUGGGAACAGGGGGGGAAGCCAGGCGCCGCGACAGACCGGCAGUGGUCGAUCCUAGGCCUGUUCCCGCCGAGCGUGCCCGACGCCCCUCGUCUCAACGACGUGCUGGCCGCCUUGAUGAGCGGCGCAUAUGGAGAAAUGAAGAAAGUGCGCAGCGCCGUCUUCUCCGUGCCCGAGAGCUCGUUGGAGCAGCUCCGCCGCGACGCCGCCGUGUCAGCCAAGACGACCAUCACCUCUCUGGAAGCUCUGCACGCCCUGCUGUGGCGCUGCACCAUGAAGGCGCGCUACCCCCUCCCUGCCGACAACAACAAGGAGGAGCCGUCCAUCUACCAGAUCGCGCUGGACGGGCGUACGCUGCCGCUGACCACUGUCCUGGGCCCGUCGGGCGUAGAGGCCCUGGGCGCGCUGGCCGAGACGCUGCACGCGACGCUGGACGGCAUCUCGCGCGCGGAUCUGCUGGCUGCCUUUGGCGCCGCGCAUGACCUGGAUGGGUAUGCGAAUCUGGCCUACUCGCUCGCUGGUGUCGCGGGCGCCAGCAUGAUCGUUGUGCCGCAGGACUACAUUUCGCUGCCAACUCUGGACUUCGGCCCCGCGAUAGGCACUCCCGUCUGCGAGCGGCCGCCCGGAGAUGAGUGGAACGGCCUUUUCCGGCGGACUGUCAUCCUGCCGGCUGCGUCGGGCAAGGGCUUGGAGGUCUUGGUUUCCUUGUAUGAGGAGGAGAUGCAGAAUCUGAAGGCUGACGGGGAAUUUGUUAGAUAUGCAAAGGUGUCAUCGGGCUAG
This is a messenger RNA of Chaetomium strumarium, 1543 nucleotides long. RefSeq lists its product as uncharacterized. The record is from RefSeq and is a predicted model, not a curated record. The coding region runs from base 128 to 1543 and encodes 471 amino acids. The transcript is spliced from 2 exons. NCBI's taxonomy places the organism in Eukaryota, Fungi, Ascomycota, Sordariomycetes, Sordariales, Chaetomiaceae. Gene Ontology annotation, molecular function: acyltransferase activity, transferring groups other than amino-acyl groups.